UUGUGUCUGUGUGUUGAGACCUGCCUGCCUUGGAGUUCACUUCACAGACUUUAAACGCGAACUAGGAACGACACCUCUACCCACACAAAACGACUGGGCGCAUCAGUCCGCAUCAGGCUGCGUUCAGAACAACAGUUCACCUGCGUCCGAAGCUCUGAACACUCUCUGCUCCGUUCGGGAACACGACUGUACCCUACCCAAGACAAGUCCCCGCUCUUUCUUUCUCAAAGACUGGAGCGAUGGAUUCAUUUUUGACAAUUACUGCUGCCCUUCUACUAGUUGGGUUUCUAUCUUCGACUGCUUCCAGACAGUUCGACACUGAAUGUUACACAGCCAAUGGAGGGGACUACAGGGGCUGCCAAAACCAGACAAGCCUCCUUGGGGGCAAGCCAUGCCUCUUCUGGAAUGAGACCUUCCAGCACCCCUACAACACCCUCAAGUACCCCAAUGGAGAGGGGGGUCUUGGCAGCCACAACUACUGCAGGAACCCUGAUGGUGACGUCCAGCCGUGGUGUUACAUCGCUGACCACGAAGAAGGAAUCUACUGGAGAUACUGUGACAUCUCCACCUGUCAGAUGCCAGGUAACCUGGGCUGUUUCAAAGACAGUGGAGACCCUCCCACCCUGACAGGGAGCAGUGAGACCUCCAACAAACUCACCAUCCAGAACUGCAUCAGCUUCUGCCGCAAACAGAGAUACAAGCUAGCUGGGAUGGAGUCGGGUUACGCCUGUUUCUGUGGCAACGACCUGGACCAGCAUCACCAUGGCAAAGCACCCAGUAUGGAGUGCAACCAUGUGUGUUUUGGUGACCACACCCAGCCCUGUGGAGGAGAUGGAUGGGUCAUCAUCUUCGACACUCGUGUUGGGGCGUGCGGGGGUAACUACUCUGCUCCCUCUGGGGUGGUCUACUCCCCUGACUUCCCUGAUAAGUACGAGGCAGGGAGGGUCUGCUACUGGACUGUCCAGGUACCUGGAGCCUCCAUGAUCCUGUUCAACUUCACCUUCUUCGACAUCUCGGACCAGACAGACAUGGUGGAAAUGCUGGAUGGCUAUACCACCCAGGUGUUAGCACGGUUCGACGGUCGCAACUCGCCCCAGGACCUGGUCAACGUCACUGGAGACUUUGUCAUCCUCUACUUCUACUCAGACCACACCAACCAAGCACAGGGCUUCUCUGUCACAUACCAAGCGCUGAGAGGCCUGGACACCAGACCUAUGGAUGAGGAUGAGAAGGAAGAUGAGGACACUAGUACAGUGAAGCCUCUGCUUAACGGCGUAACGGAGAAGUCUAACGGGAGCGAUAACGGACGUUCCUCUCAAAUCCUCUAUGUGAUAACGUCCAGUCCCGGUAAACCAGACCACAACAUGCCAGGUCAGUGGGCCGGACCCAACGGGACCAACGGACACACCUCUAUGUGGACCAUCUACGCCCUAGCUGCACUCCUGACUCUGACAGUCAUAGCCAUGGUGGCUAAACUACUACUGCAUAUUACAGUGAAGUCUCCCAACAUCCCGACCAGCAGUGGUUCAGAGAGUUGCAGCGUGCAGAGUGCUGCGUCCGAGCCCUGGAUCAUCUUCUACCGGCCCUCCACCAUCUCCCUCUUCAAGAAGAAGCUAAAGAACCACCAUGGAGACCUCAGCCCUCUGGUGGGCAACUAGCGAACUGCAGUCUGGUCUACUAACAUCAUCACCAUCAUGUACCAGGGCCUAGCGUACCAGAGCUAGUUAUAGAGCUAGCCCCUCUACCAAUGAGACUCUAUGGGGUACUGAGCUACAAAGCUAACAUAAUCACUAAUGACUGAUUCACUGACUCACUGAGUGACUACUACCAAAUGGCCCAAGAGCCAAGUCCCUAAAGGGGAUCCAGACAGGGCUGUCUGUGUCUGCUGUGUACAAGGCAGGAGAGGAGGGCAGCUAUACAGUGUGAGGUGGAUGUUUUACUGUAGGGAACUCAUCUUCUAUGGGUUCCACUUCCAUUGUCCAUGGAUGUCUGAGAGCAUUGCAGUCCUCCUCUAGAGACAAGGGUUGGCUGGGGCCAAAGCAAGCAGUUUCCAUAGGACUCCUCCAGAAUGCAGGCCUUUCAUUGUAACUGUGUGCCGGUGGGGCACAAAAUGUCUGACAAUCUCUCCAAAUUCGCUAACCUGCGAACAACUGAGGGAGCCAUGCAUAUAUUCCCUAUCAUAGGUGUAGGUGUCUCACAGAACAAGGUGUUGGAUCACAAGGUGUUGGUGUUGGAUCACAAGGGGUCAGAGCAAUGCCUAGAUUCAAUCAGAUCAAGCGUUAAACAGCAAUAUCUGAUGUUUUGGUGGUGUCAGAGGUGUAACUGUUGGAGCAGUCAAAUCGGUUAGCAGGUGCUCUUGAUCAUUGUCACAAAGCCACACCCGCAGCUCACGUUAGAAGUUCAGAACGAGAAAAUGUAGGCUGUCUAGAAAUAAUGACACUCAAAUUAAAAAUCGUUAGACGAAGAAAGCGUCAUCGAGGUGUAGAUUACAACUCACAUUCCAGUGUUCGAACUUGUAGAGAGGGCUACUUGGGAUUUCUCUUAAUGCGACUCCGCGCAGCCAAUGGCAAAGUCCGCUUUAGGUAUAAUGCCAGGAGCCACUUGUGGAUUUGAAUGUUCUAAAGCAGUUCCACCACCGACACUGCUAUCUCUUCCACAACGCCUCUGGAGGAAACUGUAUCAAGAGUCUCUUCCAUGGCCACUGGUGGAUGAGGGAUGUGGUUUCAUGAAACAACUGCCGUUCAAAAGAGUGUUUGAAAUGCUCAGAGGUUCUCUCUCAUCCGCUCAGCUGUGGUUCUUAUCUUUCUGGUUGAACUAUGUUUAAGUGCCUUAAGGAUCUUAAAGAAGCCUGCUAUGGCUUCUUUCCCUCUCCCCUCCCCCUCCCCCCCCUUCUCACUGUCUUUGAGUCUAUUGCUUGUGGUUCCACACCCUAUGAGAGACUAUGUCGAUGGGAUUUACUGUAGCGUGGGCGAGACUUGGGAAAAAGGUUUGCUUCAUUUUUGUAUCUUUUUCUUUCUGUGUGCUCUUAUGCGUAGUCUUCUUGGACAUUACCGAACAUAUUGCUAUCGUUAUGUUGCCAUUUGAUUACAAGGAGGGGGUAAAUUGUGUUGUAUAUUGCGUAAUUCAAUGUGGGGGAUGAUGAUGAUGACAUAUGUCCUGCUCUUUCAUUUUGUGUCUCGGCAAAGCAAUGGCAAAAUCCUUCAAAGUCGUUUUUGUACUUACUCAUCAACUGCUACUUAGCUCGGAGGUUGGAGCACAUUUUUUUCCCCCCCUGUCUUCAGCAGCAGAUUCAUUCCCACAUUCAGAGGGCUCACGAGACCCAAACAACCUCUCUCAACUUACAGCUAAAGCACAAAUAAUAUGGAAUGAGUGAAUGAAACUACUCGUGAUGGUCCACUGUGGAAGGCAAACGACUGUUGCAGUCCGGCGUGUUUCUGUGAGCAUUGAGGACACGUUAUAAGUUAACAAUGCAUUAAUGUGCCCCUUGAAUACAGCAGGUUGGAAUUCCAUAAAGAGAGGUUGAACCAUCGAUGAAAUAUAUGUUAAUAUAUAUUACAUUAUACUGUAUAUGUAUAAUAAUGUUAGAAUUCUAUUUCUAUGGCUUUGUUUUUCCCAACAAUCUCAAACCCAGUGAAAGCUGAUUCAUCUGGUCCAAACGUCAAUGCACUUACAUUUGCCUCUACUUGUAUGGUGACAGAUAAAUAAUACUGAAAUCCAAUUUGGCUCUUAUUUGCUCUCGAAACCAAAACCGUUUGAAACUGAUGAUAGGAGAUUUGCAAAGUGCAAACUUGACAUUGAGAGCACUUGCAACAAAAGAUUAGAUAGGUAGAUUACAUUUUAGGUAGUGUAACUUGGUCAAAAAAUACUUUAAUUUCACCUCAUUUUAACAUUCUGUCAUAAACAGCACAUGUUCAACUACAUAAAACAACAUGUUUUCCCACCCCAAGGGGUAUUUUUGUUUUACUAUUGUAAGUACCAAUAAAGUACCAUUAAAGUAACAGAGUUGUAUAUACACUAGAUGAUACUCUCCAUUUUGGCACUCCCCCACUUUUGUAAAAAAAAUAUAUAUUUUGGAAGCUAUGGAAAUGCAUUUAUUAACAUCUACAUUUGUUUUUGUCACAUUUAUUAUUAUUUUAAUUUGACAUAAAAUUAUGUUUGCUAAACAUAAAAAUUCCAAAUGAAUAAAUAAAUAAAAACAUUUUCCUUAAAGUA
Molecule: messenger RNA, 4212 nt
Organism: Oncorhynchus mykiss (rainbow trout)
Lineage: Eukaryota; Metazoa; Chordata; Actinopteri; Salmoniformes; Salmonidae
Gene: kremen1
Product: kringle containing transmembrane protein 1
Biological process (GO): multicellular organism development
Cellular component (GO): plasma membrane
Source: RefSeq, a predicted model, not a curated record